CUGCUCUCUCCCUCAGUGUUUUAGGAAACGUGGCCUUACUGCCGCAGCAGAGACUCCUCCGCUGCUCCGCUUCUCCUCUGCCCGACUGUCAGCCUCUGAAGAGAACCAUGUCCGAGACGGAGCAAGCCCCGGGCCCAGGUCCGGAGGUCCUGGACGCCCUGAACGCGACGGCCUCCAACGGCACCGAGGCGCUCAACGCUACGGCCAAAUUCGUGGCCACCCCGGAGGGCACGGCGCUGGCGUACGGCAGCCUGGUGCUCAUGGCGCUGCUGCCCAUCUUCUUCGGAGCCCUGCGGUCCGUCACCUGCUCCAAGUCCAAGGAGCUCGGAGAAAAUGAUUACGAUACUGGGUUCAGAAACGCGUCCGACAUGCCGGAGACGAUCACGGGCCGCGACGCCGCCAGGUUCCCCAUCAUCGCCAGCUGCACGCUGUUCGGACUCUACCUGUUCUUCAAGGUGUUUUCUCAGGAGUACAUCAACCUGCUGCUGUCCGUCUACUUCUUCGGGCUGGGCGUGCUGGCUCUGUCUCACACCAUGAGUCCUCUGAUGUCCAGAAUCUUUCCAGAUUCUUUCUCCAACAAGCAGUACCAGCUGCUCUUCACUCAGGGCUCCGGGGAGUCCAAAGAAGAAAUAGUCAACUAUGAGUUUGACACCAAGAACCUGGUGUGUCUGCUCAUCAGCAGCGUGGUGGGGGUCUGGUACCUGCUCAAGAAGCACUGGAUAGCCAAUAACCUGUUCGGCCUGGCGUUCGCCCUGAACGGCGUGGAGCUGCUGCACCUGAACAACGUCAGCACUGGCUGCAUCCUGCUGGGAGGGCUGUUCGUCUACGACGUCUUCUGGGUGAGUGUUUGGACCAACGUCAUGGUAACAGUGGCCAAAUCCUUUGAAGCACCAAUCAAAUUGGUGUUCCCUCAGGACCUGUUGGAGAGAGGACUGGAGGCCAGUAACUUUGCCAUGCUGGGUCUGGGAGACAUCGUCAUCCCAGGAAUCUUCAUCGCCCUGCUGCUACGCUUCGACGUCAGCCUGAAGAAGAACAGCAGGACGUAUUUCUAUUCCAGCUUCCUGGCCUACAUCUUCGGCCUGGGACUCACCAUCUUCGUCAUGCACACCUUCAAACACGCACAGCCUGCUCUCCUGUACCUGGUCCCGGCCUGCGUGGGAUUCCCCGUCAUCGUAGCGCUGAUCAAAGGAGAGCUCACAGAGAUGUUCAGGUACGAGGAGACUCCUCCGGAGGACUCUGAGCCUAAAGAGGACACAGAAGAAAAGAAGGACCAAUAGCCCCUCCUCCCCUGCUCCCCCCCCCAGCCUGCUGCCGCCACAUUUCACGAAGCCCUGCCCAACUCUCCUGCUUCCUGUCUGUUGCCAGGGAAACGUUGUUUGUGUGAUCACCGUGGGAGCGCGGUGGUCUUUGUGGUUAAAGUUGCUCAGACUCUUUCUGUACGCCGGGCGCUGCGACGUCAUCACAUUUCUUCUUUGUGUGUCUGCGGCUUGCCGGCUCAGGUUUGCCUCGUUUCCUCCGCACGGCUCCGCUCCAGUUCCGCCUCUUACAGCUGCAGGUUGGUCCUCAGUGUUAAAACUGCCAUGACGUCAUCUUCAAUCUCCGGUUGUAGCUCCAGCUCUGCUCUGGUUACAGCUCCGGUUCGGUUCCAGUCCGCCUCUUAGAGCUACAGGUUGUUCCUCAGUGUUAAAACUGCCGUGAAGUCCUCUUCAAUCUCCGGUUCCUGCUCCACUCCGGUGCCAGCUCUAUUUCCAGCUCCACCUCUUACAUCUACAGGAUGUUCCUCAGUGUUAAAACUGCCAUGACGUCAUCUUCAACGUGUCGCUGUUAUCAUCAUACAAACAGAAGAACCUGUUGUACGCAGUAGGAACAGCGCCAACUCCACACAGUGGCCAGACGGUGGAGUUACACCUUCUGUGUCGCCUCGUGCGUCAGUAAAUCAGCGGAUCAUUUCUUUAGGUUACAUCCCAGUAGGAACACCUAAUAACGCCGCGUCAAACAUGAUUUCUUAUGUAAAGGAAGAUGAAGAAGCCUUAAGUACGGUGGCCCUGAGAGCUCACAGCGCUGCAGCCUAAGAAAACACAUGCAAAUACACAAAACACGAGCAAACUGAGAAAACAUCAUCAAUUUGACAACACAAGAACAGCGUUUAGAAAACGCUGCAAAGACCACAACACAACAGAAGUGUUUCCAGAGGACACUUAAAAAUGAUGCACACGUCUGGACACGUUGGUGAUAUUAUCAUGUUUCUGUUGUGUUGUGGUCUUUGCAGCGUUUUCUAAAUGCUGUUCUUGUGUUGUCAAAUUGAUGAUGUUUUCUCAGUUUGCUUGUGUUUUGUGUAUUUGCAUGUGUUUUCUUAAGGUACAGCGCUGUGAGCUUUAAGGGACACCUUACUUAAUACCUACCAGCUGAUAUUAACAUGGUGCAAAACCAAAACCGGAGCAAGCGGAGCUGCCGGACCAAGCCUUGUGGAGGAAAUGCGGCAAAAGACCUGAAACCAUAAAACUUCCACUGUUGGUUUCUGAUCAGCCUCUAAAGUGGAAAAAUCCAGCUUCUGUUGUUUAGUUUAAAGCGCCUUGGUCUCCAGGUGCUCCAGGUUCUACCUUCUGCUUUCUCACAUUGCUGUUUUUCUUUUAGUUCUUGUUUUGUUUUUUUAUUUGUUUUAUAGUUUCUUGUUAAAGGCCAGAACUUUAAGCGGAUGCAUCCAGUUCAGAAGUUGUUUUUUUAAAUUAUUUUGUCCCAGCUGUUCGGUGUUUACAUGUGAGUCAGCUUUUAAAGCUGCAGGGAUGUUGGGAAGCAGCUGUUUGUCCCAGGAGUCAGUCAACACCUGCACUCUGGAGAAACAAAGGUACGGCAGCUGAAAACCAAAGGGACAAAAUGUUUCGGCUUCUUCUCCUCAGUUCCGCUUCUGGUUUUCCUGAUUUCUUUCCCCGCCUGCUUAAAUAAAGUCGACUGAAAGCUCUGAAUAUUAGUUUCAGUCUUAAAGUUCUGGCCUGAGGAGUAAAGGGAGGAGGAGGUCAUGAACCUGCUGAAUAAUUCCAGUCCUCAUUCUCACUUCUGAUUGGCCGAGGAGGCUGCGAGGGGCGGGGCCCCGUUUCCUCCUCAGCUAAGAAAAACUGAGAACAGCAAGGUUUCUUUUCAACAAGCGUUCUGUGUUUUGAAACUGAAUUAUUUGGUUUUUUUUCACAAAACCAUUAAAAAAAGUGUAAUCAUGGAACAUGGAAAUAAAAAACUGAAUGUAA
Molecule: messenger RNA, 3239 nt
Organism: Centropristis striata (black sea bass)
Lineage: Eukaryota; Metazoa; Chordata; Actinopteri; Perciformes; Serranidae
Gene: hm13
Product: histocompatibility (minor) 13
Exons: 12
Coding region: 108-1277 (389 amino acids)
Biological process (GO): membrane protein proteolysis
Cellular component (GO): lumenal side of endoplasmic reticulum membrane; cytoplasmic side of endoplasmic reticulum membrane; membrane
Molecular function (GO): aspartic endopeptidase activity, intramembrane cleaving
Source: RefSeq, a predicted model, not a curated record